AUGGCGUCGCAUUCUCACCAGAUGCAUCCCAACAUGCAGCCAACCUCGCCAGAUAUGGAUUCCUCAGCCUGGUCCGGGCAAGACUAUGCCUCCGGCUCAAAUUAUCACAAUGGUGCGAACAAUGACCUGGCUAACCCUCCGCUUAUGAGUAUGGGAUACUUGAAAGGGUUUGGCGGCGUGCAGAAGAAGAUCACCAGAGAUGGACAGCCUGCCAAACGCAGGGGACCAAAACCCGACAGCAAACCAGCUCAGACACGGAGGCAAGAGCUGAAUCGCCAAGCUCAACGAACCCACCGAGAACGAAAAGAAAAUUACAUCAAGGCUCUCGAGCUGGAAUUGGCACGGUUGAGAGAAUCUUAUGUACUUGAAGCGAAUGGUCGUGAGGCAACAAUCCAACAACAGAAGCUAAUACUCGAGAAUCAGCAACGCGAGAUCUUAGCAUUGAGAGAAAUCUUAGCAUCCAGAGGCAUUCAAUUCGAAACGGAGCUAGAAGGACGUAAGGCAGUCAUUGGUAUGCGACCAAAGCGAGAAGAUGCUUCUAUGACUCCACCUUCCAUGGCCACACUGAGCCCACCAUCAAUUGGUGCGCGAUCGCUUGGUUAUCAUUCAGUAGGGGCAGGAGCCAGUUCUGCAACAACAGGAUAUUCACCACAAACAUAUCUCAAUGGCGGAGCGACAAGUCUCUCUGGACACUCACCUGGUGCGACGCAUUACAGUAGCCAUUCUCCAUCAGGGCCAGAUAUCCAAGAAUAUGGAAUCAAGCAAGAACCAGGCGUUGUUCCAGAUCUCCCUGGUAUAUUUGAAAAGGAGCCUCAGCUUGGAAUUGACUUCAUAUUAAAGUUGGAGCAGACUUGUCGAGACCACGAAGAAUACCUCGUCCGCAGAUCAGUUGACUCACCUGACGACCCAGAGGAGGCUUUGUUCUCUGGUCAUGCAUUGAUGGCCUCAUGUCCACCACCCACCCAUAUUGAGCGCGUUCCAGCAAAGGAAGGGGGCUUGAUACCAACAUAUGAACACAAAGUGCCCGACACAGAAUCUGUCCAGAUCCUGAACAAUUUGUUGAACUUGAGUCAAACAUUACGAGGCAGCGCCAUUCCAAGUGGACAGGUCACUCCUAUUAUGGCUCUUCAAUCACUCAAGGGACAUCGAAACUAUGGUACAUUGACCCGAGAAGACGUUGUUGGAAUGAUCGAUUCGAUCAAGAGCAAGGUUCGUUGUUACGGUUUCGGUGCAGUCAUGGAAGAUUUUGAGCUUCGGGAUGCUCUGUCUAGCAUAUUUGCCACCAAACCCGAAACCUACGAUCAAUUCGGAGAUCUCGAGGACGAGAUAGAUGAGAUGUACUCGUGA
Messenger RNA from Exophiala bonariae, 1347 nucleotides. RefSeq lists its product as uncharacterized. The record is from RefSeq and is a predicted model, not a curated record. NCBI's taxonomy places the organism in Eukaryota, Fungi, Ascomycota, Eurotiomycetes, Chaetothyriales, Herpotrichiellaceae. Gene Ontology annotation, biological process: regulation of DNA-templated transcription. Gene Ontology annotation, cellular component: RNA polymerase II transcription regulator complex. The transcript is spliced from 5 exons. The coding region runs from base 1 to 1347 and encodes 448 amino acids. Gene Ontology annotation, molecular function: DNA-binding transcription activator activity, RNA polymerase II-specific; transcription cis-regulatory region binding.